This is a messenger RNA of Nomascus leucogenys (northern white-cheeked gibbon), 2129 nucleotides long. Its product is annotated as beta-1,3-galactosyl-O-glycosyl-glycoprotein beta-1,6-N-acetylglucosaminyltransferase 7. Lineage: Eukaryota; Metazoa; Chordata; Mammalia; Primates; Hylobatidae. The transcript is spliced from 8 exons. The coding region runs from base 700 to 1992 and encodes 430 amino acids. Gene Ontology annotation, molecular function: acetylglucosaminyltransferase activity. The record is from RefSeq and is a predicted model, not a curated record. Gene Ontology annotation, cellular component: membrane.
UAAGCUCCACCUCGAGUUCGAUUAAGGUAUUGAAUGCACAGUCUUUGUUGGGGGAAGCAUUUCUUUUUUUCUUUAAUGGAGAGUGAAAUUGGCUGCCUCGAAGGCCAGGAGGACUCUGCUCCUGUCAAGAAAGAUACUCAAGCUAUCAUCUGUAAACAUGAACAACAUUUACUGCUGGAUAGGGAAUCGCCAGCGCAUGGAAGAAUUCGGCGGAUGCAUUGUCUGGGGCCUGCUCGCUCUGCCACGUUACUCAGCAAUGCUUUCCCUGUUUCUGGAUGCCAGGCCCCCUUCUGGACGCUGAAACACCACGUUCCAUAAAAGACCCUCCCUCUCCCCGUGGGCGGGCUCAGGAAGCUAUGAGACCUGAGUAUGUAUUGUCUUAAAUCAACAGCAACAGAAGGAUCCAGUCCCAAGGAAAUACUCAGAGAAGCAAAAGCAGCAACGACUUUUCAAUCUGCAGGUCAGAACCAACAGGAAUAAAACUCUCCAGGGACAGAUGGCAACAAAACCUGCCAAACAACUCUACUCAAGUGACUGAAGCAGGUGCCACUGCCGGGGAGGAACCGAUGGGAGAGAAAGGCCAGGCUGGGCCCUGACACCGCCAGGACUCCCACUCCAGGAACCAGGGGGCUUCUCCUGGAAGCUUAAAGGAAAAAAUACUCAAAUUAUGGUAAUAAGAAUGCACCUGGAGCUCAAGAUAUGAGCCAGCUUCGAGCCACAAAGUCUGGACUUGUCGUGAGCGCAGUCAUUUGCAUCUUCAUUUUUCUUUACUUAAGGAAUCCAACUCCUGUGGAAUCAGAGGAAGAACCUGCCCAUCCAGAAGUAGUAGAAUGUGGCUUUUACCCAGAUGAACUGUGUUCCGCUUUAUUUGAAGGGAAAGGGGCAGCCCCCCAAAUUGCAAAAUUUUGCAAAACCCCUCAUAAAUCUGAAAUACAUGCUCAUUUACACACACCAGGAAACUGCUCUGGGAUUUCUUGGGGGCUGCAUUUCAUAACCAGACCCCUGUCUGCAGAAGAGGGCGAUUUCUCUUUGGCAUAUAUUAUAACUAUUCAUAAGGAGCUGGCCAUGUUUGUGAAGCUUCUCAGAGCUAUUUAUGUACCUCAAAAUGUUUAUUGUAUUCAUGUUGAUGAAAAGGCCCCAAAGAAGUAUAUGACUGCUGUGCAAACCUUGGUUAACUGUUUUGAAAACGUUUUUAUUUCCUCCAAGAGAGAGAAGGUGGCUCAUGCUGGCUUUACAAGACUACAGGCAGAUAUUAAUUGUAUGAAAGAUCUAGUGCAUUCUAAAUUUCAAUGGAACUACGUCAUCAAUCUUUGUGGACAGGAUUUUCCCAUCAAAACCAACACAGAAAUCAUACACUACAUCAGAAGCAAAUGGAGUGAUAAAAAUAUCACCCCUGGAGUAAUCCAACCACUGCACAUUAAAUCCAAGACAAGCCAAAGUCAUCUCGAAUUCGUUCCUAAAGGAAGUAUCUAUGCACCUCCAAAUAACGGAUUCAAAGACAAACCACCCCAUAACUUAACCAUUUAUUUUGGAAGUGCUUACUAUGUACUUACAAGGAAGUUCGUAGAGUUCAUACUGACUGACAUCCGUGCAAAAGACAUGCUUCAGUGGUCCAAAGACAUCCACAGCCCAGAGCAACACUACUGGGUGACCCUGAACCGACUAAAAGAUGCUCCGGGUGCUACACCAAACACUGGCUGGGAAGGAAAUAUUCAAGCCAUUAAGUGGAAGAGUGAGGAAGGAAAUGUUCAUGAUGGAUGUAAAGGCCGCUACGUCCAAGACAUCUGCGUAUACGGACCAGGAGACCUGCUGUGGCUCAUUCAGUCGCCUUCUCUGUUUGCCAGCAAAUUUGAACACUCGACAGACCCGCUUGUGGUCACCUGCUUAGAGCGGCGGCACAGACUUGGAGUGCUGAGGCAGGCAGAAGUUCCUGUAGAGCCACACUGGCAUUUUCAACAGCAGAGUCAUUUCAAUAUGAGACUGAACCGCUAGGGAGUGUCUGCUUUCUUACUGGUAUCAUUCUGUUUCCUUGACUUGAAACAAGAGAACAUUGAACCAAAGAAGUGGGAAGACGAUUCCUUGAUACAAAUUAUUCCUAAAAUGAAUUCAGAAACAUGCCAUUGACAAGA